Messenger RNA from Nicotiana tabacum (common tobacco), 621 nucleotides. The record is from RefSeq and is a predicted model, not a curated record. Lineage: Eukaryota; Viridiplantae; Streptophyta; Magnoliopsida; Solanales; Solanaceae.
UUGUUCAUGCAGCAAUUGGAAAGCACAAGUUUUAAUUUUUCGAAUGCAUAAGUAAUUCAAAUUUUCUGGGUAUUUUCCAUCAAUAGAUAGAAUAUUCUGGAAUUGGAAUGAGAUGGACCCGAAUAGAGCAGAAUGGAUAUAGAAAAUUCAUAUAGCUGACACCAACUAGUUUGGAUUGAGGCAUGAAAUUGGAAUCUUUUUCAUUUUAUUUCGUCAAUUUUGGAUAAGAACUUAGAAAUCAAGUUUCAUUCAAAUUAGUAAAUAAAGUAAUUGUUUUGACGAAGAAGAUGUGACUGUGGGAGCUUCGGUCUAGUGGUAAGAGCGCAACACGUGAAGUGUGUUAGGCUCACAUCACGGGUUCAAAUCCUAAUGCAAACAGAAAGCCUGGUUUUUGAAUGGAGAAAGAUAAUUUAAAGCUGGCUUACUCUGCGGCUGUCAACAGAAGGCAGCUGUUCUUGAUAAGGUGUUUGGGAGGUUCUGCUGGGAAAAAGAACUUUAAUUUUCAGAGUAUUAGAAUGCAAUCUGUAAUGAGUAGUGGACCAAGCUUGGAGGCUGAUGCUGUCAGCAUUUUGAGAUCAAUAAUUCCAGGCCUUGAAUCAACUAAGCAUAAAGGCCAAGCUG